AUGAACGAGCCGUGGCGCAUCUACUACCACGUCCGAUCUGCCGUCUACAACACGUUGGGGUUCCGUCAGAAGCAGCUCUUCCGAUUGCUUGAUGCACGACUCAAUCUCGACGCGUACAAGCCACGAUCUGCUACGAACAAACGGGUGUGUAUCGUUGGGGCUGGACCCGUGGGUCUACGCGCUGCAGUAGAGAUGGCUCUACUAGGCGGUAGAGUGUCGGUCCUCGAGAAGAGGGCCAAGUUCAGUCGAGAGAACAGACUACAUUUGUGGCCUUGGGUGGUCCAGGAUCUUGCGUCAUUGGGAGCGAAGGUUCUGUUUAAGAACUUCUGCAAAUCAAGAACAUACUUCCAUGUCAGCACACGACAACUCCAAGUCAUUUUACUCAAAGUGGCUCUGUUACUUGGCGUCAAAGUGUACUCUGCUACUGGCUUCGAGUCGAUUGUCGCUCCUACGCCAGCAAACGACGGGAAUCCAUUCUACAGCAUCAAGACGGAGCCUCAGAUCCCCGUCGUGGAGUACACUGCCGUGCUGGGUGCUUCUGGUAUCAAUGACCAGGUGGCCGAACCUGCAGGAAUUAAUCGCUCUGUGUUCUCUCAGAAGGAAUUUCUGGGCAUUGUCUGCUACUUCCCGAACUUAGAGACACCAGAGGAGAUGAAAGUCGACGAAUUCUCGUGGACUGCGCAACUCAAGCAUCGCAUGUUGUACAAGAUGCGGGAAGUUGGCAUCGACCUGGAGAACAUCAUGUACUUCCGAGGGGAAAUGCACUAUCUGGUCAUGACCCCGAGGAGACGGAACUUGUUGACUCGAGGAGUAGUGAAGCAGAAUUAUUCCAAUUCGAGGGAUUUGGUGGAGCGUACCAACAUCAGUCAAAGCGGUCUACAUGCAUUCGUCAAGCGGGUAGUCGCGUUCGCGGGUAUUCCGAGGAAGACGGACUUCACGAGGGUUAACCUAUUCGAUUUUAGCUCACUCACUCGUGCUGAGAAGUCUGCGAGCGUUUUGACUUCGCAUGACAAGAAACUCUACGUUGGGUUGAUCGGAGACUCGUUGCUAGAGCCAGUGUGGCACGAAGGGGUCGGUACUUGUCGAGGUUUCUUAGGUGCGCUGGAUGCCGUGUGGAUGGUGGCUCAGAUCGGAAGAAAAUCGGACGAGCAGCUUCUCGCUGACCGGGAGUUGGCCUACCGAGUCAUGCAGCGUGUGUCCGGUCACCACCGCGACGAGCUGCAGAAGAACGUGAGGAAGUACACGGUGGAGCCGAGAUCGCGCUACUUUGUCGAUUUCCCUCGAGUUCUCCGUGACAUCGACCAUCGACUGCUUCUGGAAGUGCGCCAGCGAUCGUAUGCACGAUUCAUGAGGCCAUCAUCGCCAACCACGAAGCAGUGA
Molecule: messenger RNA, 1380 nt
Organism: Phytophthora infestans T30-4
Lineage: Eukaryota; Oomycota; Peronosporomycetes; Peronosporales; Peronosporaceae
Exons: 2
Coding region: 1-1380 (459 amino acids)
Molecular function (GO): FAD binding
Source: RefSeq, a predicted model, not a curated record